GCUGAAGUGUAUUUUUCAAAAUUCAAUCGCAAUUGCUACUGGUACUGGCGCACCACUACAACUGAGUCCCUCUUUCACACAGUCACACAGCAGGAAGAAAGGAAGGAAGGGUAUGGCGGAAUGCCCGAGCCUGGGGAUUCUGAUCGAUAUAGUAGAUGAAGAUUGGAUGAGAGACACCCUUCCAGAUGAUGAUCUUCCGUUACCACCUGUACUUGUUUCCAGAACUGAUGACACUGAAGAUUCUAAUCAAGAGGUUCAGCAAGUUGAUGGCGAUACGUGGCAUGAUCUUGCACUGGGAAACUCCUAAAUACCAGAUUACGGCCUGGGGAAGUAUAUAUUGGACAAGUUAUGUUUUCCAGACGCAAUCAUAGCAGCCCCUUUGACAUAGAUGGAAACUCUACUAUUUUGAAUUGAACUCUAGUUUCAAGAAGUGAUGUUUCAGUGUCAAACUUUUUGUGCGAACCCUGUGAUGCAGACAUGAGUUCUUUUCUUCUCUCUUUUUGCUGUGUAAAUGCAUUUUGAUUGCCCAGGUGACUUUUGCACGCUUAGGAAAUAUUUUGGUUCUGUAAUGAUGAUCACAUUCUUUAGCCACGUAACUUGUGCUAGCAACGAUGCAGUGAAUUUAAUCACUGUAGCUAUGGUUUUGAAGGAA
Molecule: messenger RNA, 652 nt
Organism: Coffea eugenioides
Lineage: Eukaryota; Viridiplantae; Streptophyta; Magnoliopsida; Gentianales; Rubiaceae
Product: anaphase-promoting complex subunit 13
Exons: 3
Coding region: 113-307 (64 amino acids)
Biological process (GO): protein K11-linked ubiquitination
Cellular component (GO): anaphase-promoting complex
Source: RefSeq, a predicted model, not a curated record